AUGGCCGGUCGCUCGGUAGUCUUGGCAGUUGCAUGCGCCUUGCUUGCUUUCGGCACUCACUGCGCUGCGUACGUGGCUUCAUCUCUCUACCCUCGGUCGUUACGUACCCCAGCUGCGAACUGCACGUCCCCUGAAUCCGAGACGGGACACUUACAAAUGAUCACUUAUGUCAAGCGCAAGUCUUCUUUCACGCGGGAAGAGUUCUGUGACUACUGGGAGACACAACACGCGCCAAAAGUAGCACCACUGGCGGAAGCCUUCAAUGUUCGACGGUAUCAGCAGGUUCAAGUAGGCGGCCAGAUUCUGCCCACACUCAAUGGUGCGGAACCGGCCUCCUCGGAACUUGUUGAGUUCGACGGCAUCGCCAUGUUUCUCUCGCCAUCGAGCGAUACACUAGUGCAGAUGCUAGCACACCCAUAUUACCUCGAGGUGGUAGCGGUUGAUGAGGCUGUCUUUAUUGAUAAGGAAGCCUACAAUAGUAGCAUGGUAGCCACUUUUUCAGGGAGACAUGUUGAUGUUGUAGAGAAUGAUGCCGAUGUUUGGGUGGGCAAUGAGACAGUCAGAGAAAAGUAUAGGGAAUUGUUCGCUGACUAUGAUACUUGA
Molecule: messenger RNA, 603 nt
Organism: Truncatella angustata
Lineage: Eukaryota; Fungi; Ascomycota; Sordariomycetes; Amphisphaeriales; Sporocadaceae
Product: EthD domain-containing protein
Exons: 2
Coding region: 1-603 (200 amino acids)
Molecular function (GO): oxidoreductase activity
Source: RefSeq, a predicted model, not a curated record